AAGUGAACAAGAGGAUGCUAGAUGCUUGAUUCUAAGAGGAGUACAAAGGCAAACGUAUCAGAAAGAGAUUGAUCUGUUGAGUCAAGGAAAACAACUUCCAAGUAACAGUAAACUUCAUUACUUGGAUGCCUUCAUAGAUGCCAAAGAUGGUAUGAUCAAAGUGGAGGUAGACUAAAUCGCUCAUCGGACGCUGACUCAUUUAAGCAUCCACUAAUCCUUCCUAAAGAGCAUCAUGUAACCAAGUUGAUAAUAGCACACUGUCACGAAACUGUAAAACAUCAAGGCAAGGGUUUCACAACAAAUGAAAUCAGAUCGUGUGGCUAUUGGAUACCUGGAAUAAAUCGAGCGGUCUCAUCUUACAUUCGCAACUGUGUAACAUGUAGAAGACUGAGAAGACCUGCUGAAGGACAAAGGAUGAGCGAUCUUCCCUCAGAACGCGUAGAGCCUUCUCCACCUUUUAUGUAUUGUGGAAUGGACUGCUUUGGUCCUUUUGUGACUAAAGAAGGAAGGAAACAUCACAAACGGUAUGGUCUGCUUCUAACAUGUCUGUGUUCAAGAGCUAUUCAUAUAGAAAUGUUAGAAGAUAUGUCCACAGAUGCGUUUAUUAACAGUCUAAGGUGCUUUAUCGCAAUUCGAGGCACAGUACGACAGAUCAGAUGUGACCAAGGUACCAAUUUCGUAGGUGCAAAGAAUGAACUGAACUUGGCACUGCAGGAGCUCGAUCCAGAAAGGCUCUCUACUUUUCUGACCGACAAACAAUGUGAUUUCGUUUUGAAUGCACCCCAUUCUAGUCAUGCAGGGGGUGUAUGGGAACAGCAAAUCAAAACUGUAAGGAGUGUUCUUAGUGCUACCAUCACCCUUUCAGCAGGCAGGCUAGAUGAUGCUUCAUUGCGCACCUUGCUUUAUGAAGCCAUGGCAAUAAUCAAUAGUCGACCCCUUACAGUUGACAACCUGAAUGACCCCAAGAGCUUAGAACCACUCACACCUAAUCAUCUGAUUACCAUGAAAUCCACCACAGCCCUACCUCCACCAGGAAAGUUCAUAAGAGAGGAUGUGUAUAUGAGGAAGAGAUGGAGACGUGUGCAGUAUCUUACUGAACAGUUUUGGAGCAGAUGGAAAAAAGAGUAUCUCCACAACAUCGCUGCUCGACAAUGCUGGCAUGCUCCAAAAAGGAACUUUCAAAUUGGUGACAUAGUCAUGGAUAUCGAUGAAACCUUACCAAGGAGUGAAUGGAGGCUUGGAAGGAUUACUGAGACUGUUCUGAGUUCGGAUGGACUGGUAAGAAAGGCCAAAAUAGCACUUGGUGACAAAGGACUAAACAAGAAAGGAGAACGAGUUCAUAAAACCUCAAUAGUAGAAAGGCCAGCUCAGAAGUUGGUCUUAUUAUUGGAAGCGGAGUGAAUGCAUCUUCAAAAGGACUUUAUUGCACUUGAUGCACACAAGAGUUAUAAGUGAAAUUAGUCAUGUUUGAGAAACAUUGAUAAUUUGGUGGGAGUGUAACAGGCUUUAAUAAGAGUUAAUUUUAAUUUAUUUUGUUUGGUGUUGCCUUUGUAAUAUUUAAUGUUUAAUGACCAAAUUAUUUUCGUUGUUUAUGGGGGACUUUUAUUUUGAAACAAAAUCAGCUUUUCACAACGCACGACGCUAAAGAAAAGGGGAAUGGGAGAGUGAACGCUUCAUGACGGCUUAAAACUCGUUCACGAAAGGGAUGUAACAAGUUUAUUUAGCAACCCCCCGAAAAGGCAUAAGCUCUUACGGUGAUUUCUGAAGACGAAAGGGAACAGAAAUAAAAGUCUGGAAACAUCA
Puntigrus tetrazona (Sumatra barb) is the source of this 1803-nucleotide messenger RNA. RefSeq lists its product as uncharacterized. The record is from RefSeq and is a predicted model, not a curated record. The coding region runs from base 415 to 1401 and encodes 328 amino acids. Gene Ontology annotation, biological process: DNA integration. Gene Ontology annotation, molecular function: nucleic acid binding. Lineage: Eukaryota; Metazoa; Chordata; Actinopteri; Cypriniformes; Cyprinidae. The transcript is spliced from 2 exons.